AUGCCCGAGUCGGCAGUCGUUCGACGGGUGCCCAUCACCGAUUCUUGUUUCCAGGAGAUCCAGGAUGACGACUUUCAGCGUUGCCUCGAAGUUCUGCAGGAGCUGCAGCAGGAGGUGCGCGACACGGACUGCGGCGUACUGGAGGGGCUGCUGCGGCAUUUUCACAAAGAUGAGCCAGUGGAGUCCCUCCGUGAACUCUGGCAGGCCGUGGUUGAUGACGGGAGUCAGAUCAGGGCCCCAACGGCGCUGGUGGAGAGGUUCUUGCAAUGCGCGUGCACCUGCUGCAGGAUGAGGAACUUGGAGCUGCGAAUGGCUGCUUUAGAAGUUUGGAUGGACCUGGAGAAGUAUACCAUGACGAUUGAGGGCUGCCUGCCAAGACUGUUGGAUCAACUGCUGCCAACGCUAUUGCACAAUAUGGCGCUGGCAGAAGAGGACUUCUUGAAAGAGCCACCUGCAGUCCUUGAGGAUGCAGCGCUUGUCGAUCUUCUGAAAUGUCGACUCCAAGAAGGGCUCGAUCUGGAGCCAGUUCAAAGCAGCUUUACCGCCAGACAAAGAGCUGCAUCCGCGCUGGAUAAGCUUUCCAUUGUUCUGGAGGAGCCCCUUCUCACGCGAGUGCUUCCCAUGAUUCGGUCGAAGCUGGCCGAGGAGGCUUGGGAGCUCCGUGAGCUUGCAGUGCUGGCCCUUGGUGCCGUGGCCGGUGCCAUCAACUUGAAAUUCCUGCUGGUGGAGGACGUCAAAGCUCUGCUAUCAGCCUGCGAUGCACCACAGGGCCUCCUUCGCUGCACUGCGCUCUGGGCGGCAUCUCGAUUCGUCCCUCUGCUGGUGGAGCACCAGGAAGCUGUUCCAGAGAGCCAGGAGCUUCUGGACCAGAUGCGAGAAGUCUUCUUCAGCCGGCUGAAGGACCCGAACAGCAAGGUGAAAUCGGCGGCUGCAACCGGCGCCUGUGAGCUCCUGGAGAAGAACUCGGCGCAACUGCGACAGCAUGAGGAGUGGAUCCUGGAGGAGAUGCAGAAGGGCAUCCGCAGUGCUGCUGGUGGGGGCGGUGGUGCCCUCCCUGCCCUUUGCGAUUCCGUCACCACAAUGAUGGAACAGCGGGCCGGCAAGCGGCUCCAAACCGCUGGAGCCCAUGGGGGACUGUUAGCCGAGCUGAACGCCCAGCUCGACGGGGCGACUGAUGCCACUUCAAGCUGCAUCUUCGAGGCCUUCGCGGCCUUCGCAUCUGGCUGGAGUGACGAAUUCCUGGCGAUCUGCCCGAAGAUUGCAAGGCACGCGGUUCGAGUGAUCCGCAACGGCAUCUAUCCUGCGCCUGCGGCCGCGGCCACAUCUGCGUCCACUGAAGUGCCACAUGUCGAAGAUGGCAUCCCAGUGACUGUGUGUUCUAUCACGGGAGCCACCCUCCUCUGCGUGCGCCUGGAUGGGGAUCUCCGCGGUGCUGAACUCCGAGACAUGGCUUCGCGGAGCCUCAACGGCAGGCACUGCAAGUUGGUUGUGGCAGACCAGAUCCUGCCGGAGCAUUUGUCACUGUCAGAGUUCUGUGCCCGGGGUACUCUGAGAGAGCUGAUUCUGACCGCGAUCGUCGUCCCAUCACAUGAAGGCGUGAACGCCGCCCUGGAUUUUCUCGAGUGCGUCGUUGAGGCAAUGGGCGAGAUCCUCUGCAACGAAGCCAGCAUGCCCUGGAAGGAUAUUGUAUCUCUCGCUGUCGAAUGCUUGGAGGAAGAGCGCAAGAUGCCGAGAGAGGUGCUGCAAAGCACGUAUUGCUUGCUGGGCACCCUUUGCAAGUCCGAGCAGGAAGUGCUGGAUGCUCACUUGCGCAGUGUUCGCAUGAGACUGCCGAAGCUGCUGGUGCCCGGCAUUCGGAGGGAAAGCCAGAAGUCGGUUUGCAACAAUGCCAUUUGGGUGACAAUCUGUUGGAAUCGUCUCUUUGCCGAGAUUGAUCUCCCAGUCGAAGACUCCUGCAGCCUGGGCUCAGCUCUCCAGCAUAUCGCGAAAUCGACGGAGUCGCUUCUCCGAGAUCAAAGACGCAUGGCCUGUGUUGCCUGGUCUCUCAUUGCGGCCAGGGUCCCCGAAGUGGCUCAGAAUCUGGAAUCAAUCAUCAAAUGUUGGCUGCUGACCAUGACCGCCGGCGAGGAUGAGGUGGAUGUUGAGGCCUGGGCUGGUUUUUCUGUGGCUGCAAAGUCUCAGCCAGAGAUAUUGGUCAGCCAUGCCAACGAGCUGAAACGCACCAUCCAGUCGGUCAGGAGAAAUGAAGUGCAAAAAAGGCUCAGGCUGAUGGAGCCGCAUUUUGAAGAGCUCCUGACACUGUGUGAGCCUGCUCGCACUGUUGGGCAGGAAGCGAUGCAAAGCUAA
Messenger RNA from Symbiodinium sp. CCMP2592, 2346 nucleotides. The record is from the annotation of a GenBank genome assembly. Lineage: Eukaryota; Dinophyceae; Suessiales; Symbiodiniaceae.